GCUCCAUCGCACGCUCGCUGUCGUUGCAAAUCGCCAUGUCAGAUGUCGAGAACGACUUCGACUUGGUGAGCGACAACCAGUUCGCCACUCCUGUGUCACCUUGGCCGACCUCCCUGCAGUACCUUCGCGUCAAGUCGAGUCGCUGGGUAGGGCCCGGCGGCUGCAUGCGCCGCCCAUCCUUGCUGGAACAAGUUAUAGCCCCGGAGGAUCUGCUCUCCAGUUGAUCAACUGUAUCUCUAUGAUUCGCACGAUCACGUUAAACGACGCUAUUUCGAGCCGCUCUUAUCAGCCAACCCCGGCUGUUUAGGAAAUCACCGAACAGUUCGACGGUCAAUAUGUGACCCCGUCCAACUGUCUCGGCUGCGCUGUAACCCUGUUUCCCCAUUUGAGAUACACGCUGUCGAUACUCCAUUGAGCAUCGCCUCCCGGCCGACGACUGCUACCGAAGGCAUGGUUUACCGCGGAACAGCGAAGCCUUCAAGCUGAAGCUUUGUGACGACAAGACCUCUGGCCCAUUGCCGGCUCUUAUCGCUGUCAACACCGUGAGGCGACGAUCGUGCUCCUUCCCGAUGCGGUAUCACGUCAAUGCUCGUGUGCCACUUUGUUGCCGGUCCACAAGAAUGAAGGCGGUUGUCCGUAGCUGCAGAUCAGACCGUCGAUAACAUGAGCAGUCAGUUCGGUCUGACAACGGUUAACGACGGCAUCCACAAUCUCAAGAAGCGAUAGCCCUUAGUCUUGUUGUGGCAGGCACGAUUUGCUUGGCUGGCAAUGCGGAGAUCCAUCCCAGUGCCUCGAUGUGGUUCGAUACCCUGAUGAAACUAAAAGGUAUAAACAUGCACAUCCCUCCCGCAUGUAGCGUGUGUCGAGGAUCGUCUUGAGCGUCCUGCACGGGAGGGCUACAUUCCUCACUUCCUCAACAUCACUGCCGCGUUCGAACCUUUCAGUUCCAACCAUGGAUAAGUUGCGAAGACCUUGGAAGUUUUCGCGUCGCGACACGGACGCCGUCCAGCUCGAAGGUGUUGGCUCCGCCUCCGGUGUUGAAACGAUCGCGUAUGAUAAAGAAGUCCAAUCUCAGGCCAAACAGGCCGACAGCGACACCAACAGCCAGGAAGUUAGAAACGCUGAGGCGGACUUAAAGAAAUUCAGCGCCUUGCACGAGUUCGAUCCAAAUCUGCCAUGUACGCAGUAGCUGGUCAUUUUUUUUUUAAAUACCGUGCAUAGUUCUAAUGCGACUGUAGCUGAAAAGCGCGAUGCCAUUCAAGGUGCUCUGGGUCACAAAGAUGUCGAGGCCGAGCUCAACCUCGAGCAUGAACUUGAAGAGAAUUCCCCGUACCCGGAAGUCCGCGCCGCUGUGCGUGCGACGGACGAGGACGUCCCCUGCAAUACUGUUCGCGCCUGGAUCUUGGGCAUGAUCUUUGUCACAGUUGGGUCCGGUUGCAAUAUGUUAUUCUCGCUUCGCAACCCAGCCAUCCAGAUUACGUCUAUCGUCGCACAGCUGGUGUCCUAUCCAUUCGGCGUCGCCAUGGCUAAGUUCUUGCCAAAGAAGAAGUUCCGAACGUUUGGUAUCGAGUGGACCUUGAAUCCUGGCCCUUUCAAUAUGAAAGAGCAUACGCUUAUCACCAUCAUGGCCAAUGUAUCCUUCGCGCAAGGCGCUGCAUACUCGACUUAUUCGUUGGAGUCUUUGAUUGGAUUCUACAAAGUUGACUACGGUUGGGGAUUCGCCUUGCUUUUCACAAUAACGACGCAAAUGGUUGGUCUGGGCCUGGCGGGUAUAUUCCGACGAUUCUUGGUUUACCCAGCAUCUAUGAUAUGGCCAGUCGUACUUCCUAACUGCGCUUUGUUCUACUCUCUUCAUAGCAGGGAGAAACCAGACCCAGCGGAGACGAAUGGGUGGUCCAUUUCACGUUAUAGGUACUUCAUGUACGUGUUCAUCGGUGCAUUCAUUUGGUACUGGUUCCCGGGCUUCAUUUGGCAAGGACUUUCCGUCUUCGCGUUCGUCACGUGGAUUCGACCGAAUAACGUCAUUAUCAACCAGGUCUUUGGUGGCUUCACAGGCCUUUCAGUGAUUCCACUCACUUUUGAUUGGACCUACAUUACAGCGUAUAUCCUCAGCCCUCUGAUUCCACCAUGGCAUGCCAUUGCAAAUACCCUCAUCGGCCUAGUAUUCUUUGUGUGGGUCGCCGCCCCCGCCGUCCACUACACCAAUACAUGGUAUGCCAAGUACCUGCCAAUGUCCGACUCCACCAGUUACGACAACACAGGAAAUACCUACAAUGUCUCUCGGAUCGUGACGCCUGAAUACACGCUAGAUGAGAAGAAAUAUGCGGAAUACUCACCCCUCUUCUUAUCCACGACUUUUGCCCUUACGUACGGCCUUAGCUUCGCUUCAAUUAUCAGUGUCAUCGUUCAUACGUACUUAUACCAUGGCAAAGAGAUCUGGUACCGAAUGAAGGCCGCACGCGAUCAAGAGGACGAUAUUCACAUGAAGUUGAUGAAGAAGUACAAAGAAGCACCCGAUUGGUGGUUCUUUGUCAUAUUCAUUGUCAUGCUGGCUUUGUCCUUUGUCACCGUGGUUCACUGGCCAACACACUUGACCUGGUGGGCGCUCAUUAUAGCCUUCAUCAUCUCAUUUGUAUGGAUUGUGCCUCUGGGGAUGGUCCAGGCCAUCACAAAUAUUCAAAUUGGACUGAAUGUCUUCACUGAGUUCAUUAUUGGUUAUAUGCUUCCUGGUCGUCCGCUUGCCAUGAUGUCAUUCAAGACAUACGGCUAUAUCGCUAUGUACCAGGGCUUGACUUACAUCCAAGAUCUAAAACUUGGACAUUACAUGAAAGUACCUCCACGGCCACUGUUCUUCGCUCAGUUCGUCGCGUCUUUGUGGAGUUGCGUGGUCCAAGUUGCGGUCUUGUACUGGGCUUUUGGCAACAUUAAAGGCAUUUGCGAUGCCGAGCAGUCUGCCCGCUUUACCUGCCCCAACGGACGUGUGUUCUUCACUGCUUCCAUCAUUUGGGGCGUCAUUGGUCCCAAUCGGAUGUUUUCAGGUUCCGGUAUCUAUAAAAACCUUCAGUAUUUCUGGUUGAUCGGUGCGCUCCUACCUGUUAUUUUUUACUAUGGCACCAAACGCUUCCCGAGAAGUCCGUUCCGAUAUCUUCAUGCUCCGGUUAUCUUUGGUGGGAUAGGUUACAUCCCUCCAGCAACUCCGCUCACUUACCUUUCCUGGGGAGUUGUGGGUUUCAUAUUCAACAAACUGAUCAGGAACAGCAAGAGAGGUUGGUGGCUUACGUAUAACUACGUUACCUCUGCCGCUUUGGAUUCUGGAUUGGCAGUUUCGACCAUCAUCAUCUUCUUCGCGCUCCUCCUACCGCAAAUUAACCCGCCGAGCUGGUGGGGCAACAAUGUCGUCUCCUCUACGCUUGAUGCGCAGGAUGCUGCUAUUCAGGUUGUCCUGCCAACAGGCAAGACAUUUGGACCAACGCAUUGGUGAGAAUGUAGCGUGUGAUGGAAGAAUCUGACAAAAAAGGACUUAAAAAUUAGUCAUUUGAUACUGCUCUUACCACGAGCUAAAUUAUGAUGCGUGUAGCAAAUUGAUAUUUCCUUUGAGC
Messenger RNA from Verruconis gallopava, 3599 nucleotides. RefSeq names its product OPT family small oligopeptide transporter, variant. Gene Ontology annotation, biological process: transmembrane transport. Gene Ontology annotation, molecular function: oligopeptide transmembrane transporter activity. NCBI's taxonomy places the organism in Eukaryota, Fungi, Ascomycota, Dothideomycetes, Venturiales, Sympoventuriaceae. The coding region runs from base 1409 to 3481 and encodes 690 amino acids. The transcript has 2 exons. The record is from RefSeq and is a predicted model, not a curated record.